Molecule: messenger RNA, 2606 nt
Organism: Rhinolophus ferrumequinum (greater horseshoe bat)
Lineage: Eukaryota; Metazoa; Chordata; Mammalia; Chiroptera; Rhinolophidae
Gene: ABCF1
Product: ATP binding cassette subfamily F member 1
Exons: 25
Coding region: 73-2595 (840 amino acids)
Molecular function (GO): ATP binding; ATP hydrolysis activity
Source: RefSeq, a predicted model, not a curated record
ACUCGGAGCCCCACACCGCCGGAAGCGGAAAUAGCACCCGGCGCCGUCAGAAUAGCCGUAACUGCCACCGCGAUGCCGAAGGGUCCCAAGCAGCAGCCGCCGGAGCCCGAGUGGAUCGGGGACGGAGAGAGCACGAGCCCCGCAGACAAAGUGGUGAAGAAAGUGAAGAAGGACAAAAAGACCAAAAAGACGUUCUUUGAAGAGCUGGCAGUAGAAGAUAAGCAGGCUGGGGAAGAAGAAAAGUUGCCCAAGGAGAAGGAGCAGCAGCAGCAGCAGCAGCAGCAGAAAAAGAAACGAGACGCCCGAAAAGGCCGGCGGAAGAAGGAUGUGGAUGACGAUGGAGAAGAGAAAGAGCUCCUGGAGCGUCUUAAGAAGCUCUCGGUGCCGGCCAGUGACGAGGAGGAUGAGGUGCCUGCCCCAGUACCCCGAGGAGGGAAGAAAACCAAGGGUGGUAAUGUUUUUGCAGCCCUGAUUCAGGACCAGAGUGAGGAAGAGGAGGAGGAAGAAAAACACCCUCCUAAGCCUGCCAAGCCAGAGAAGAAUCGGAUCAAUAAGGCUGUAUCUGAAGAACAACAGCCAGGCCUCAAGGGCAAAAAGGAAAAGGAAGAGAAGUCAAAGGGGAAGGCCGAGCCUCAAAAUAAAUUUGCCGCUCUGGACAAUGAAGAGCAAGAGGAAGAAGAAGAAAUGACACAAGAAAAGGAGGCACCCAAGCAAGGGAAGGAGAAGGCCAGGAAGGCAGAGCAGGGUUCAGAGGAAGAAGGAGAAGAGGAGCAAGAAGCAGGGGAGUCUAAGGCCAAUGAUCCUUAUGCUCACCUUAGCAAAAAGGAGAAGAAAAAGCUGAAGAAACAGAUGGAGUAUGAGCGCCAGGUGGCUUCAUUAAAAGCAGCCAGUGCUGCCGAGAAUGACUUCUCCGUGUCACAAGCGGAGGUGUCCUCCCGCCAGGCCAUGUUAGAAAAUGCCUCUGACAUCAAGCUAGAGAAGUUCAGCAUCUCUGCUCACGGCAAGGAGUUAUUUGUCAACGCGGACCUGUAUAUAGUGGCCGGCCGCCGCUAUGGGCUAGUGGGACCCAACGGCAAGGGCAAGACCACGCUCCUCAAGCACAUUGCCAACCGGGCGCUGAGCAUCCCCCCGAACAUCGACGUGCUGCUGUGUGAGCAGGAGGUGGUAGCAGAUGAAACGCCAGCAGUGCAGGCUGUUCUUCGAGCCGACACCAAGCGAGUAAAGCUGCUGGAAGAGGAGCGACAACUCCAAGGACAGCUGGAGCAGGGGGAUGACACAGCCGCCGAGAGGCUAGAGAAGGUGUAUGAGGAAUUGCGGGCAAUCGGGGCGGCCGCUGCAGAGGCCAAAGCCCGGCGGAUCUUGGCUGGUCUGGGCUUCGACCCUGAGAUGCAGAACCGGCCCACACAGAAGUUCUCGGGGGGCUGGCGCAUGCGUGUGUCCCUGGCCAGAGCGCUGUUCAUGGAGCCCACACUGCUGAUGUUAGAUGAGCCCACUAACCACCUGGACCUCAAUGCUGUCAUCUGGCUCAAUAACUAUCUCCAGGGCUGGCGGAAGACGUUGCUCAUCGUGUCCCAUGACCAGGGCUUCCUGGACGACGUCUGCACCGAUAUCAUCCAUCUCGAUGCCCAGCGGCUCCAUUACUAUAGGGGCAAUUACAUGACCUUCAAGAAGAUGUACCAGCAGAAGCAGAAAGAACUGCUAAAGCAGUAUGAGAAGCAGGAGAAAAAGCUGAAGGAGCUGAAGGCGGGUGGCAAGUCCACCAAGCAGGCGGAAAAGCAAACAAAGGAAGCCCUGACUCGGAAGCAGCAGAAGUGCCGCCGGAAGAACCAGGAUGAGGAGUCCCAGGAGGCCCCUGAGCUGCUGAAGCGGCCCCGGGAGUACACUGUGCGUUUCACGUUCCCCAACCCGCCGCCGCUCAGCCCGCCUGUGCUGGGCCUGCACGGUGUGACGUUCGGCUAUGAGGGGCAGAAACCACUCUUUAAGAAUCUGGAUUUUGGCAUCGACAUGGACUCAAGAAUCUGUAUCGUGGGCCCUAAUGGCGUGGGGAAAAGCACCCUGCUCCUGCUGCUGACAGGCAAGCUGACGCCGACUCGUGGGGAAAUGAGAAAGAACCACCGGCUGAAAAUCGGCUUCUUCAACCAGCAGUACGCAGAGCAGCUGCGCAUGGAGGAGACGCCCACCGAGUACCUGCAGCAGGCCUUCAACCUGCCCUACCAGGAUGCCCGGAAGUGCCUGGGCCGCUUCGGCCUGGAGAGCCAUGCGCACACCAUCCAGAUCUGCAAGCUCUCCGGUGGGCAGAAAGCCCGAGUUGUGUUUGCAGAGCUGGCCUGUCGGGAGCCCGAUGUCCUCAUCUUGGACGAGCCCACCAAUAACUUGGACAUCGAGUCGAUCGAUGCCCUGGGGGAGGCCAUCAACGAGUACAAGGGCGCUGUGAUCGUCGUCAGCCAUGAUGCCCGGCUCAUCACAGAAACCAGUUGCCAGCUGUGGGUGGUGGAGGAGCAGAGUGUGAGCCAAAUCGACGGAGACUUCGAGGACUACAAGCGGGAGGUGUUGGAGGCCCUGGGGGAAGUUGUGGUCAGCCGCCCCCGAGAGUGAUCUUCCCUCCC